Messenger RNA from Penicillium maclennaniae, 1227 nucleotides. Its product is annotated as iron-containing alcohol dehydrogenase. Gene Ontology annotation, cellular component: mitochondrion. The coding region runs from base 1 to 1227 and encodes 408 amino acids. The record is from RefSeq and is a predicted model, not a curated record. The transcript has 2 exons. Gene Ontology annotation, molecular function: metal ion binding; alcohol dehydrogenase (NAD+) activity. NCBI's taxonomy places the organism in Eukaryota, Fungi, Ascomycota, Eurotiomycetes, Eurotiales, Aspergillaceae.
AUGCCCGAAACUGUGCGCCCGGCUUUUGAUGGCCGUGACGGUCCUCAACUGUCAUAUGGCAUCGAUUUUCCCACCGCAGCCGCCCGACAUGUUACGAACACAUUUAUGGCAUCAAGAGUAUAUGUGAUCUGUUCCGGCUCUAUAGCACGCAACACUGAUGCUCAGGAACUACUGGUUGCUGCACUGGGCCCCGAGAAGAUUGCCGGUCAGCGGAUCGGCAUGAAACCCCAUACACAAUGGUCCGAAGUCCUGGAAAUAAUCGUCGACGCACGCAAAGUGCAGGCAGAUCUUCUUCUUACACUGGGCGCCGGAAGCCUGACUGAUGGGGCCAAGAUUGUUGCAUUUGCACUCGCGAAUAAUGCAAGCACGCCGGAUGAGCUCAAGGCCCUUGCGGAGGGCCCGGACAAGCGUACCGGUCUUGUCGAAUCUAUGGUGCCCAUCAUCUCUAUCCCGACGUCAUUAUCCGCUGGGGAGUACUCUGACUACGCUGGCGGGACUGAGGACAAAACACAUCGCAAAUAUAUGUUUUAUCCCCCGUUACGUGGCCCCGACCUCGUCAUUCUUGACCCUCGAUUGGUGGAGACGACACCCGAUUCUAUUUGGCUCAGUACCGGCGUCCGCGCUGUCGAUCAUUGUGUCGAGACGUUAUGUGCCGUCGGAAUAACUAACCCAGAAUCUGAUAAACUCGCGCGAGGUACCCUCGGCGGCUUGGUGUCGGGGCUUCUACGGUGCAAAAGAAACCGCGCAGACUAUGACGCUUCUUUGCAGUGCCAGCUUGGGUCAGUUGAUGCUAUGGCCGCAUGUCUUAGCAUAUCAUUCAAGCUUGGAGCGAGUCACGGCAUUGGACAUCAGCUCGGUCCUCUCGGCGUGGGUCACGGAGAAACCAGCUGUAUCUGCCUCCCAGCCGUAUGCAAAUACAAUGCCGCACAUAAUGCAAACAACGAACGCCAGGCUAGCUUGCGGGACUUGAUGAUUCAGGAUCCGAUUAUCGCUGAAGUCCUGCGUGAACGCCUGAAUGAUCUUGCUGCUGCUGAUCUUGGGGAUAUUCUAGAUGCCGUUAUCCGAGAGCUCGGUUUACCUCGGUCGCUGGCGGAUGUAGGCAUCGGCCGCGACAAGUUGGACAUGCUAGCCGAACAUAGUUUGCAUGAUCCGCUGUGCCAGUCGAACCCUGUGCCAUUGACGGAGAAGUCGCAGGUGUUGGAGAUUCUCGACAUGGUGGUGGGAUAG